Molecule: messenger RNA, 2384 nt
Organism: Didymella exigua CBS 183.55
Lineage: Eukaryota; Fungi; Ascomycota; Dothideomycetes; Pleosporales; Didymellaceae
Product: MFS general substrate transporter
Exons: 2
Coding region: 282-2060 (592 amino acids)
Biological process (GO): transmembrane transport
Cellular component (GO): membrane
Molecular function (GO): transmembrane transporter activity
Source: RefSeq, a predicted model, not a curated record
CUUGGGGCUCCUCAUUCUUUGUCCCCUUCCGUGCCUCAGCACAAGCGUCGUGGCUGCGUUAGAGCGUGUUGUCUUGGUAAGCAGGAUUGGGCACCGAGCGCGAGUUUAGAUGUCAAUUAGCGCUCAGACGCAUCUCAGAGCCGGCUGAGUUGCUCCGACGUAUCGCCUCAAAGAAUCACCUAACACGUGUAUAGUAAUAGAGUGAUGCGCACGUAAACGUCCACGGACACGCCCUUCGAAUUUCCAAGUGCCAUCCCUGCGCACACAGUAACAACGUAACAAUGGCGGAGAGCACCGAUGCCGCGUUUGUCGAAGAUGACGACCUCGAUCGCACCUUCUCUCAGCGUCCGAACUCCUCUCGAUCGAAUGAAAGGGUGCCACUUCUUGUCCACAGUGAGCUUAGCAAGUCUGGCGCCAGCUCACCUGAGCUCGACCGCGUCGACGAGAACACCCGACUCCUAAACCCAACGCCGAUCGACUACCGGAGCUCAAACAACAAUGCGGACGAGAACGGGGAACCAGAGUGGUUCCGUGAGUUUGAGGGACUUCCCUGGUGGAAGAGGCCCUCAAUUCACUGGCUGCUGCCUCCGUUCCUUCUGUUCACACUUGCCUUUGGCGGCGUCGUCGUACCCAAGAUCAACCUAAUCAUGGAUCUAGUCUGCGAGGAAUACUACGCCCAGCUUGACGGCAAUGGCGACCCCAUCUCAGGGCCUAUGGAUCCAGGAACAGAUAGGUGUCAGAACGAUGCUGUGUCUUCUCGAUCCUCGCUCUUCCUCUUGUACGGCAGCUUGUGCUCUGGAAUACUUGCCGCUAUCACAAGCCCCAAACUUGGUGCUCUAUCAGACCGCUUUGGAAGGAAGACAUUCAUGGUCGUGAACACAUUUGGUGCACUAUUCGGAGAGAUCCUUACUAUUCUGGCUGCGAAAUUCCCGGAGACUGUUCAUGUAAACUGGAUUUUGGUUGGUCACGCAUUGGAAGGUCUUUCUGGCUCUUUCAUUGUGAGUAUGGCGCUAGCACACUCAUAUGCCAGUGACUGCGUGGCGCCACAAAAGCGGAACGUAGCCUUUGCCUACUUCCAUGCAGCCUUGUUCAGUGGCAUUGCAGUGGGACCUGUCGUGGCUGGCUACAUAAUCAAGGCGCGCAUGAAGUACGAGAGCAAGCUCGAUGCUGUAGUCUUCAUCUUCUACUUGGCACUAGCGGCUCACGGUCUCUUCAUCGCAUUCCUUCUGUUCUGCAUACCCGAGUCGCUGAGCAAGUCACGUCAGGAAGCUGCGCGCGAGAAGCACAGGGAAGAACUGGAACGUCUUGGCCCCGCGGCAGACUGGAUCAAUCAACUACGACACAUUAACCUCUUCCGUCCGUUGAAGAUCCUCUGGCCCACUGGCCCAGGCUCGUCUUCUGCCGUUCGCUGGAACUUGCUUCUGCUCGCUGCCACAGACACCAUCAUGUUCGGCGUUGCCAUGGGCGCAACGGGUGUCGUGCUUGUUUACACUCGCCGUCAGUUUAACUGGCAAUCAGUUGAGUCCGGCAAAUUUGUCAGUAUCGUCAAUGCCUGUCGAGUCGUGGCGCUUCUUGUGGUCCUCCCACUUAUGACCCGCCUGGUGCGAGGCAAAGGCAACGCUAUGAAGCAACGCAAGUCUGGGACCGACCUGUUCGACCUGACCAUCAUUCGAGCGGCGAUCUUCUUCGAUACUCUGGGCUACAUUGGAUACGCACUUGCGCCGAGCGGAGCAUUUUUCACGCUGUCCGGUGUUGUUACUGCCGUUGGCGGCAUUGGAUCACCGGCACUUGGAGCAGCUUUGACAAAUCACGUUCCGAACGACAAGGUUGGUCAACUUCUCGGUGCGACUGGUCUGCUACACGCCAUUGCCAGGGUCAUCGGUCCUACGAUCUUCAACGGCAUCUAUAGUGCCACUGUCGCAGGCUACCGACAGACUGUUUUUGUGGUUCUUGCUUCGAUGUUCGGGCUAGCGUUCCUGUGCAGCUGGUUUGUACGUCCUCACGUCUACCUUGAAGACGACGAGUCCGUUACGAUUGGUACCCAGUCCACGGAUGCAUAGUACGUACCUGCUGCCUUUCCCAGGUUGCGUGUGGUUUAUAUAUGGCAUGGCAUAGUACAUAAGUAGAAAUGCAUCCUUGAGAGAACUUGACAAAAUUCAUGGCAACAACCCGCUCGCGAUUUUGGGAAAGCAGAACACCUACUGCUUGGGCUUGUGACAAGAUUUCUUUUCACCUUUUUUUUUUAUCGUGGUUGCAACCCCACCACCGCCUAUCACCAAAGCCAUCAGAAGCAAAAGAGUUGUGUAAUGGCUCUUUGACUGUGCCGUAGUUAUCCGUAGACAUCCGCAUCUAAUCAUAUUCCUGACUGUCUGCCUGCCUUAGUC